Messenger RNA from Petromyzon marinus (sea lamprey), 3419 nucleotides. RefSeq names its product NK1 homeobox 1 (gene NKX1-1). The record is from RefSeq and is a predicted model, not a curated record. Gene Ontology annotation, cellular component: nucleus. Gene Ontology annotation, biological process: regulation of transcription by RNA polymerase II; cell differentiation. Lineage: Eukaryota; Metazoa; Chordata; Hyperoartia; Petromyzontiformes; Petromyzontidae. Gene Ontology annotation, molecular function: DNA-binding transcription factor activity, RNA polymerase II-specific; RNA polymerase II cis-regulatory region sequence-specific DNA binding.
CACGGACACACACGCGCGCACACACGCAGACACACACACGGACACACACGCAGACACACACACGGACACGCGCGCGCGGCUAAAGUUGCUGCUGAUACCCGGGCCGCUGCGCGGGGAGUCGCGCGUCGCCGGGACGAGAAGGAGCGACACGGGGAGAAGCAGCAGCGGCAGCAGCAGCAGUCGUCACCUUGGCGAGCCGAACCGAUCGCUCGCUCUCUCUCUCUCCCCCUCUCUCUAGCGCGCUCUCUCUCUCCCUCUUUCUCGCCUCCCUCUCUCGCUCGCCUCUCCAGCAAACAAGCGAGUAAAUAAUAAAUAAAUAACGUCGCGGGCCAGGUGGAUCAAGAGGCGCCCACCGCCUCCUCCACACUCCCGCGUCCACCUCCCCGCGGACAGGAGCGGCGGCGCUCAGCCACCGACCGCCUCCUCGGCGGCCUCCCCCGCGGAGCGUUCAGCGCCGCGCGCAGAGAUGGGCGGCUCCGGGCCAAUUACCGAGACGCGGGACCAAUCGCGAAUUCAUAAAUAAUCGGCGCGCGGGCCCCGCGGGGAGACGCGGCGACGACGACGAACGGGAGGAGGAGGAGGAGUAGGGAGAGGAGUAGGGAGAGGAGGAGGGAGAGGAGGAGGGAGAGGAGGCGUCCCGGAUCAGCUGAGUUUCGCGAUCUCUCGUGGUGAGCGCCGUUCGGCCGCUGCCGCCCGCCUCCUUUUGGAACGUCAAAGUUCAGAAUCCUCACCGGGGGACUCGGACGAGGCGCCUCGUGGCCCCGACACGGAACAAUUCCGUCGUUCGACUUUAUUUCUUUAUUUAGAAGUUAAGAAAUUAAUAGAAAUAAAACGGGAUUUUUAUUUGUUGGGGGGGGGGGGGGGUGGUGGUCGGUCGGUGGAGCACGUGGCGUCGCGAGUGGGCUCUCCGGGACCAAGGAGGUGAGGCUCACGGCGCAGAAGGAGCAGGAGGGAGAGGCGGAACGCGAAGGAGUAACGGGAGAAGAAUCGUGAGAGGAGGAGGUGGGAGAGCAGCAGCAGCAGCAGCCAGAGGAGGUAGAGACGAAGAGCGAGAGAAGGAAGAGGAGGGUGUGAGCAGGAGCAAAAGGAGGGGGAGGAGGAGGUGGAGAAGGAGGAAUUGUAGGGACAGGCAGCGGAGGAGGAGGAGGACGAGGAGGAGGAGCAGCAGUCUCGGCGCGGCGCGGCGGAAUGAGCUCGCACCGCGAGGACGCGCUGCCGCUCGCCUGCGAGGCCACGCUGCCCGCCGCGGUGCCGGGGAAGCUGCCGCCCCCGCUGCAGGCGUUGCCACUGCUUCAGGCCGGGGCCCGCGACGGGCUGCCCCUGCUGCCCGCCGAGCCCGAGCCCACGGCCUGCAGCGGGGGCAGCCCGGGGCGCUCCCCGCCGCCGGCCGCGGCCCGGCCGGACGCGCAACUCGCCGCGAACGCGCACCGCACCACCUCCUUCUCCGUGCUCGACAUCCUGGACCCCAACAAAUUCACGGGCCGCGUCCGCGCCCUGCAGCAGCAGCAGCAGAUGCAGCAGCAGCAGCAGCAGGCGUCCCUGCUGGAGCCCCUGCUGCAGGGAGAGCCCGAGGCGCGGAGCCCACGCAGCGCAGAGCGAGACGCGGGCGCGGACGGCGCCGCCGAUUCGGGGAGUGCGCAGCUCCGCGAGAGAUCCGGGCCGGCAGAGACAGGGUUUCAGCUCCACGACGACUCGGAGCCCGAGGGACGCGGGCUCUGCGCGGGGACCGGCCGGGACUGCGCUCCCGAGGAGGAUCGCGGCGCCGAGGCAGCGGUGGCGGCGCGGGACAAAUCGUGCGGCAGAGACGGCGCCGGGGCGGACGGGGAUGAUCGAGGCGGCGGAGGCGGCGGAGGCGGCGGUGGCGGCGGCGACGGCGGCUCCGAGGAUGGAGGAGGCGGCGGCGGCGGUGGGAUCAAGGGGAGUGGGGACGGCACCGGGGGCGGCGCGCAGAAGCAGAAGCGCAAACGGUGCUCGUCCGAAGCCAAGUCGGGGAAGCCGCGCAGGGCGCGCACGGCGUUCACCUACGAGCAGCUGGUGGCGCUGGAGAAUAAGUUCAAGUCGACGCGAUACCUCUCCGUGUGCGAGCGCCUCAACCUGGCGCUGUCGCUCAGCCUCACGGAGACGCAGGUGAAGAUCUGGUUCCAGAACCGGCGAACCAAGUGGAAGAAACAGAACCCCGGAGCCGACACGAGCUGCCCCGCGGGAGGGGGGCUCGGAUCGGGGUCGAUCUCCCCGCCGAUGCCGCACCCCCUCUCCAUGGGCCCCCCCCACUACUCGGGCCCCGCGGGCCUCGUGUGCGCCGCCGCGCAGCUGCCCUUCAUGUCCUCGCACUCGGUGCUGCCCCCGUUCCUUCUCAACUCGCCCGCGUACGGCGGGGCGCACUCCUUCUAUCCGCACAUGUGAGGGACCCCCCCCCCCCCCACGCCUUCUGUACACCCCGAAGAGACCCCCGAGGAGUCCCCCCGCCCCCCAAAGGAGACUCCCUCAUCGCUGCACUCCUCCAUUCUUCACGUCCCCCAUAUCGGGUUCCGGACCCGGGUGGCUCCUCUGACCUCCCACCUUGACCCCCUUACCUUCCACCUUGACCCCCCUUACCUCCCUCCCCCUUCCCUGCCCCCCCCGGCCCCUUUGGACGUGAGGCCCCCUCUACGAUUACUUGAACGCGGCGCGGGCGGUGGAGCCGCGCAGACUCAGGGAAGAAGAAGAUGAGGAAGAGGAGGAGGAGGUGGUAGAGGAGGUGGCAGAGGAGGAAGAACCGCGGGAGUCGCGCGGAGUCGCGCCGCACGCGGGCACCGCCGCACACAUCGAGGGAAGGGCGGAGGAGGAAGUUCAGUCGGCGCUCAGGAGUUUGAGGAGUCCGCGCUUCUUCUCGAUGGAGAGCGAUGAAGAGGGACGAGGAACGCACGUGGCGUCUGUGAACUCACACACCACACGUGCGCACGCGCUGUGUCCACACACUUGUACAUUGUCUAUACACCCAGGUGCACAUGUACACAUGCGCGCUCGCACACACACGUGUACACGAGUGUACGUGCUCUGUGCGUAAACACGUGCAACUUGCUGUCUACAUGUGCACACACGCACGCACAGAGUUCACGCCAUGUACACACACACGUGUACCCACGAGUACACACUCUGUACAUAUCACACUCGCGUGCAUGACCGCGCCGCCGCCGCGAGGAUGAGGAGGAACAGCUUCGUCUCCGUCGCCCGCGAGUUGAAUCUUCACCGAGUUCGGGUCCGGAGCGAGGCGCCCUCUCUGCUGUUGCUGCUGUCCGUGUGCGAUUCUCUGCUCUCCGUGUACAGAUCCGUGAGCGAGCGAGUACGUGAGUGAGUCAGUGCUUGAGUGAGUGCGUGAGUGAGUGAGCGCAUGAGGGACUGUGUGAGUGCGUGUGAGUGCGUGAUUGAAUGACUGUGUG